CGCAUGUAAUGAAGGGUGGUGGUGGUUGGAGAAGAAAGAAGCAAGCCAGCGGAAGUGUUUUGACGGGCCGUUUUCGCUUUAUCUGGUAACGAUUUAUGAUCGCCAGGGAAUCAAGAAACAUAUAAUCGCGGCGAUCUCACUGGGUUGCAGGUCAUGGGACAUUUCCGGUGGUUAAAGGCGGCAGUUUUAUUAUCUCUACUUGCAGUUUCUGGUGGGAAAGAGCUUACAGCCAAUAACAAGGACCAUUUACCUAUCUACAAUCGUACUCUCGCAAAGAUAUUAGUGGAGUAUGCUUCUGCGGUGUACAUGUCAGACUUGACUGAACUUUUCACUUGGACAUGCUCAAGAUGUAAUGAUAUGACAAAGGGAUUUGAAAUUAUAGAGCUGAUUGUAGAUGUCCAACACUGCUUACAGGCAUUUGUUGGGGUGGCACAGGAUCUUAAUGCCAUUGUUAUUGCAUUUAGGGGCACACAGGAACACAGCUUGCAGAAUUGGGUUGAGGAUCUUUUUUGGAAGCAGCUUGAUCUAGACUACCCAGGCAUGCCUGAUGCAAUGGUGCACCAUGGAUUUUAUUCUGCAUAUCAUAACACAACUAUGCGCCCAGGGGUUCUUGAUGCUGUUAAAAAGGCCAAGCAGUUGUAUGGUGACAUUGACAUCAUGGUGACAGGGCAUUCAAUGGGAGGGGCUAUGGCUUCCUUCUGUGCACUUGAUCUUGCAGUUAAUCAUGGAGCCCGCAGUGUCCAGCUUAUGACAUUUGGACAGCCCCGUGUUGGCAAUUCAGUUUUUGUGUCUUACUUUAGCAAACAAGUACCAAAUACGAUUCGUAUCACAAAUGAUCAUGAUAUUGUGCCACAUUUGCCUCCAUACUAUUCUCAUUUCCCAAAGAAGACAUACAGACACUUCCCAACAGAGGUGUGGAUCUACAAUAUUGGACUUAGCAGUCUGGUUUACACAGUUGAGAAGGUCUGUGAUGGUUCUGGUGAAGAUCCAAAUUGUAGCAGAUCUGUGUCGGGCAACAGCAUCUCAGACCACCUGGCUUACUUUGGGGUUGAAUUACGGGCUGAAACUUGGGGUUCAUGCAGAAUGGUAAUGGAUUCCUAUACGUUGAGCUAUGGUAAAACAGAUCUCAAUGGAAACAUAAUCUUGUCGAGAAAUCCUGCUUUGUCAGUGUUAAAAAACUAAAUACACAAACAGAUGUUUUGUAACUUCUUUGGGGAUAAGAGGAUGAUUUGCCUUCAAGAAUGGCUGUGAGAUCUGUCAGGCUUGGAUUUCAUUACAGGGCAGAAGGGGAGUUCAGA
Messenger RNA from Telopea speciosissima, 1298 nucleotides. RefSeq names its product lipase-like. The coding region runs from base 154 to 1182 and encodes 342 amino acids. The transcript is spliced from 11 exons. Gene Ontology annotation, biological process: lipid metabolic process. NCBI's taxonomy places the organism in Eukaryota, Viridiplantae, Streptophyta, Magnoliopsida, Proteales, Proteaceae. The record is from RefSeq and is a predicted model, not a curated record.